This is a messenger RNA of Xyrauchen texanus (razorback sucker), 6270 nucleotides long. RefSeq names its product laminin, gamma 3 (gene lamc3). NCBI's taxonomy places the organism in Eukaryota, Metazoa, Chordata, Actinopteri, Cypriniformes, Catostomidae. The transcript has 28 exons. The record is from RefSeq and is a predicted model, not a curated record. Bases 508 to 5460 code for a protein of 1650 amino acids.
UGCAUGGGAGAGAGGACGAGAGUUUGUGUCCCAGGCUUUUUAGAGUGGAAAAACAUGGUGAAAGAAAGAAAAAUGCACUGAGAAAGAAAUCAUGCGCAUUGGAAGAUGGAGGAAUAUUGCAGUUUCUUUCACCUUUCCUGCUUAAUUAUAUGUAUGUGUGCAUGCAUAACUCUGAGAUAAUUUAGUUGGUGUAUUGUAUUGAACUUACUGUUGGGGAUUUAGCUGCAUGCAAACUCAGUGGUCUACUCCUUUUUCAAAGUUUGCUUAGAAUUGUGUCUGCAUUACACAAAAUACGUGUGUCUCUAUCUGCAUGUGUUUUUGUUCUAUCAAGGGAUCGAUUUCACAAACUUUUUUAUGCUUGCCUUUGAACAUAAACACUGAACCACUGAACUUCCUUGAAGUGUUUUCCUUUGGCAUGUGGCUCUGAUUUGGAUUUUUGGCUAGACUUGCUUUAUAUGCUCAGUUCUUUUGAAGUUUGUGUCUGUUAUAAGGGCAUUGUGCAGUAGGAUGGAGUCCUGUCCACUUUAUUCUGCACUCUCUCUUUUCCUUGUGCUUUUCACCAUCCUUUCUUCUGUUCUGGCUGGAAUGGACUCUUGUUAUGAUGAGGAGGGUAUCUCAAGCCGCUGUUUGCCUAAAUUUGAAAAUGCGGCCUUCAACCAGUCCAUCAUAGUUUCAAAUGUAUGCGGCAUCCCAGCUGAGGACUAUUGCAUGCAGACGGGGUCUACACGCUCAUGUCACUACUGUGACGCCUUGGACUUAGAAUUAAACCACAAUGCCACUUACCUGACAGACUUCCACACAGAUGAAGAGCCAACCUGGUGGCAGAGCCAGUCCAUGUUCUAUGGAGUUCAGUAUCCAAAUUCAGUCAACCUCACACUGCAUCUUGGCAAAGCCUUUGAGAUCACAUACGUCCGUUUAAAGUUCUACACCAGCCGACCAGAGAGCUUUACCAUCUACAAGCGAACAGAGGAGAAAGGACCAUGGCAACCAUACCAAUAUUACAGCGCUUCCUGUCAUAAGACUUUCGGAAGGGACAAUAAGGACUUCAUACGGCCAGGACAGGAGGAGAGGACACCACUCUGCACAGACGAGUUUAGUGACAUCUCCCCGCUUACUGGUGGAAAUGUGGCCUUCUCCACAUUGGAAGGACGACCCAGUGCUUACAACUUCGACCAGAGUCCCGUGUUACAGGACUGGGUGACAGCUACAGAUAUCCUCAUCUCUUUGGAAAGACUGAACACAUUUGGGGAUGAAUUCUUCAAAGAUGCCAAAGUGCUCCGCUCGUAUUUUUAUGCCAUAUCUGACUUCUCUGUGGGGGGCAGGUGCAAGUGUAACGGCCAUGCCAGCGAGUGCCUUACUAAUGAGGAGGGCCGUUUUGUUUGUGCUUGUGAGCAUCACACUGCAGGUGUCGACUGUCAGCACUGCGCCCCAUUCUACCAGGACCGCCCAUGGGCUCGGGCCACUGCUGAUUCAGCCAACCAGUGUGUGAAAUGUAACUGCAAUGGUCUUGCUGAUGAAUGUGUGUUUGAUGUGGAGCAGUACCGCAGCACAGGAAGUGGGGGGCGCUGUAUAGGCUGCAGGGAAAACACAGCUGGGCCUCACUGUGAGCAAUGCAGAGAGCACUUCUAUAGAUCAUCACUGCUGCAGACCUGCCAAUACUGCUACUGUAAUUCUUUGGGCUCUGUGAGUUUGCAGUGUGAUGCAGAGGGAGUGUGUUUGUGCCGGCCAGGUGUGUCUGGUGUGAAGUGUGACAUUUGCAUGUCCGGCUUCCAUUCUCUCGGCCCUAGUGGAUGCAGGUUGUGUGAUUGUGAUGAUAAGGGCAGUGUAGCAGUGUGUUCAGCAGAAGAUGGACACUGCCAAUGCAAAACUAAUGUGGAGGGACAGUCCUGCAACCGGUGCAAACCAGGGACCUUCAACCUCCAAAUGGAUAAUCCUGAGGGUUGUAAAAAAUGCUUUUGUUUCGGUCACUCCCUCGCCUGCACAUUCUCCAAUCAGCACGUGCCUAUCAAUAUAACAUCAGACUUCCUUGAAGAUCCAGAUGGCUGGAGGGGUGUAUUCUCUGAAGGACAGGAUCAAUCCUUAAUCUGGAAAGAGGGAGAAGUCUAUCUGUUGCCCUACAGAGAAGAGAAUGGCUUCUACAAAGCACCUGAUAAAUUUCUGGGGAACAUGUUGCUAAGUUACGGACGAAUACUUAGUGUGUCAUUUACAGCUGAGAUGAAAGAGCUCUUGCCCAGAAGUGCAACCGUGGUGCUGGAAGGAUCCGGAAUAUAUGUUACUGCUGAUUUGUACUCUCAAGAGCCAUACCCCUCACUGGACAAGACACCUAUCAACACCUUCAUUCUCAGGUUAACAGAGAAGGAUGUACAGCCAUCUAUAGCCCCCUAUGAGUUUUUCCGAAUGCUCUUUAAUCUGACUGCACUACGUGUCAGCAAUGCAGGGGGCCAGAAUUAUACCUCUCAACUCUCCAGGGUAACCAUGGAAUCUGCACGCAAGGUUAAUUACCUCCCUGAUGCGGCAUGGCUUGCUCAAUGGGUAGAGGUGUGUACUUGUCCCACGGGAUUCACAGGGCAGUUCUGUGAAUUCUGCACCCCUGGAUUCACCAGAGAGACCCCUUAUGGUGGACCCCUCUCCUCUUGUGUUCCCUGCAACUGCAAUCAACAUGGAAUCUGCCAUCCUGAGACAGGUGUGUGUGACUGCACAGACUUCACCACCGGCCUCUAUUGUGAACAUUGUCAGAAUGGUUACUAUGGCAAUGCAUUGACUGGCAGCCCAGGCGACUGCUUACCUUGUCCUUGUCCGGAUCGCACCACCUGCACACAGGUGCCAGAGACGGGGGAGGUGGUUUGUACCAACUGUCCAACAGGCCAGAGGGGUGUAAGGUGUGAAUUGUGUGAGGAUGGUUUCUAUGGCAACCCUCUGGGCUGGGGUGGUGAACUGCAGCAGUGUGUGAGGUGUGCCUGUAACGGUAAUGUGGAUCUCAACGCGGUGGGUGUGUGCAGUCACGUGACUGGACACUGUCUGAAAUGCCUGGGGCAUACGACUGGAGACCAUUGUGAAAAAUGCAGAUUGGGUUACUACGGAAACGCUUUGGCCAAUGAACUCAGCCCAGAGCAAAAGUGCAAACAUUGUGCUUGUAACAUGGCUGGGACAUCAGGUUCUACGAAUGACUGCCACCCAGAUACAGGAAAUUGUGUUUGCCUAAGUCAUGUGACAGGAAGGGACUGUGGACAAUGUGAAGCUGGUUUCUUUAACCUGCAGCCAGGCUUAGGCUGUGAAAUGUGUAACUGCAAUACCAUUGGCUCCUCCUCUUCCAUAUGUCAUCCAGUCACAGGCCAGUGCAUGUGUCGAACAGGUGUGGAGGGGAAGUCAUGUGACAUUUGUCGAGUGGGCUUCUUUGGUUUCUCCUCCAAAGGUUGCAGAGCAUGUAAUUGUGACCCCAUGGGCUCCACCUCAAUGCAGUGCCAUGACAACGGGACGUGUUCCUGUCGCCAGGGGUUCGUUGGUUAUAAAUGUGACAAGUGUAAACGUAACUACUAUCAGAACCGCCUGACCUACCAAUGUGAGGAGUGCCCUGUGUGCUAUAGUCUCAUCAGAGACCAGGCCAGUAAGCUGAAAACCAAAUUGCAGGAGUUGGAGAUGCUGCUCUCCAGCUAUGACUGCAAUAGAUACAGUCACCAGUAUGACAGACGCCAGCAUCACUGGCGCCAGCAGCAUGGGCACCAAAAUAACGACCUGGACAAACAAAUACAAAAGGACCAGGAUGCAGACUAUCUGCCCAAUGCUCUGGAGGACCUAAUUGCUAUUCAAGAGGCUCGUGAUGCCUUCAUUAUGCAGUUCACACAGCUAGAAACAUCUGCAGAGACAUUACAGCUACAGCUGCGUAGCAUUGCAGUGGCAAUGAACUGCAACCUCAAAGAGAGUGGGGAAGAAUUAGUGGAAGAAAUGACUCGGAGGGGUGAAAAUGAGUGUCAAGAGCUUGUUGACACAUUAUCUACUGCUCUGAAUAUGCAGGAUCAGUUUCAGAAGAUGACUCUUGACCUUAACAGGAUGGUCAUCCCCUCUGUAAUCCCAAAAGAACCAAACAAAUGGAACUCCAUAGUGAACGAAUCUAAAGUGCUUGUGAAAAGUCAUACAGAAAUUACAACUUAUAUAGAACAGAUAGCAGAAGACGCCUUUAAAAUGGCUAGCAAAGCCUAUUCUCAGCUGAUCACUCUACUAGAAGACAACUCAACAGAGUCUUAUGUACAGGAUUUCACAGAGAAAAUGAAGGAGAUGCAGCAGUUGAAGGAGAAUCUUACUCUUGAGGUUAAUGAGACUUUUUCAACACACCUGUCACUUCAGAAGCAGAACUCUGAGAUUGCUGACAUUUUACAGAACAUCACCACUUCAAUAUCAGAACCACGCAGGACUGAUGCCAAUUUCACCCACAAAGCAGGGGAGACCAGUAUAACAUAUUUCAGACAAAUGCUUAAUCAAACAAAUAUCACAGCAAGCCAAGAUCCAAAACUCACACAGAGCGAGGACCUGAUGAACAGAAUGGCAGAGUUAGACAUUUUAGUCCAGUCCAAAGAGCAUCUGGUAAAUAAGACCAGAGAGGAAAUUCAGCCUCAUGUGGCCAGAUCAGAAAAACACAUGGAAACCGUUGAACAGGCCAAGCAGCUGAUGGCUGUAGCUGAGGGAUUGAAGGUGUCAGCCAUCUCCUCUGUGGUGACAGGUAAAGAGGUGGAGGCAGAGGUCCUGUCUCUGCAGAAAGGUUUGGAAGACAUGGAGCAGGACUGGCAUAAACUGCCUACAUUUAGCAAAGGGUUUCUGAAGAGAGAGAAAGUGCUUAAAGAGAAGACCCUGUUGGAGGUGAAGAAACGAGUGAAGCAGGGAGAGAGAAUGAUCAAACUUGCACUGGAGAACGCUACGUCUGCAAGCAGCACGGCUAAACAAGCUGAGGAGACUGCAGACACAGUGGCUAAAAAUGUCAAAGCGUCCAUCGCACAGGGGAAAAGGACAAAACAUGCAUCUGCACAGUUGAGCUCAGCAGUGGAUGACACCCUGGAGCAGUUGGCUGAGCUGGAAAGUCAAGUGGCAGAGAAGCAGGAAGCCAUGAAGGAAAAAGGGGACAGUCUUUCUUCAGGGAGUGUGAUAGGCAGUAUGGAGACAGCUAAGAGUCAGCUGGAGUCUUUUUCAAAAAUGCUAUCCCUGCUUCUUAAACAACUGGAAGCAAAUGUGGUUCUAGAGAACUAUGACCACAUCCUGAAUGAGACUGCAGCCCGACUUCGUGUUCUCAGAGGUGCUGUGGAGAGCCCGUCACUCACCGGAAAGAUACAGAAGCUUCGCAGUGCUGCACAUGAUCAGGAGAAACAACUGCAAAAUCUCGAACAGAACCUACAGGAGAUUCGAGAGGAAAGAGACAGUCUGACCAACAUCGCCCAGGACUUGCCCAAAACAUGCCCACAAAGCGGGCACUAAGCCGGUAGAGGGCAGAGAGGAAAAGAAGUAGAGAGACAAUUUGAUUCUGCCUAAUUCUAUUUAGUGUCUUUAGAGAGACAUUGAAGAAGCUUGAGGGAGUUAGUUACUUCAGGAAAUCAAAGUCAAUAGAAGCUGAAGAGAAAAAGGAGGAAUACAUCUCUAAAAUCCUCUACAUUCCUCUGUCAAAGGCAAAAUUGAACAUAUAAGUGACAUAUUCUGUAUUUAAAUCAUUUACUUUAUACCUAUUAAUUUGGGAACAUUGAAUGGGUUUAUAUACUGAUUGAAGAUUCACCAUUAUUGGUAACAAAAUCCAGGUGAUGAAAUAAUCCACUGUAGCGCUUAGAAUUGAAAUCAUCAAUAUUCAACUAGAAAGUCAGAGUGACCAUUAGUGGCUCUCCAUAGAUGUUGAUGUUAUGCUUUGAAUGUUGAUGAUUUGCAGAUUCUAGGGAAUGACAUUAUGAAGUUUGAAUGCAUUUCUAAUAGUAUACAAUUUCCCAGUACAUUAAUGCUAACUAAUGGGAGUUCCUGAAAUAUGUUUUUCAUUUUUGUGGCCACAUGAGAAUGUCAUAUCCACAAAUGAAUCUUGGUUAUUGUACACAAUACUUGCACAAAAUCAGUAAAUCUAAACCAAUUAAACAACAUUUGUUGUAUAUAUGUGUGUUAUGCUGUUUUUUAAGAUCCUGAUCAUACUUUGUGAGCAUCAGUGUGUGUUUACAUGUGUGUGCAUUUUGACAUUCAACUUAUUACUUAUUUAGUAUCUAACAUCUAAAGUAUUAAAUAUUUAUUCAUGUGCUUAAAACCCAUCUGUUC